Phytomonas sp. Hart1 is the source of this 876-nucleotide messenger RNA. NCBI's taxonomy places the organism in Eukaryota, Euglenozoa, Kinetoplastea, Trypanosomatida, Trypanosomatidae. The record is from the annotation of a GenBank genome assembly.
AUUUUAUUUUUGAGAAAAUUAGGGGGCCGGGGGAAGAUAGACGAUUUUCAAUUAAUCCUUAGCAACUUUUUUUGUUUUUCUAGGAGAAAGUACAAGCUUACGGGUGAAAUUUGGAAUUUAUUCUUAUUCCAUAAGAGUCCAUAAUCCAUGAUAAUUUGUAGUGUGAAAUGCAUCUUAGAUUACUAACAGCCGACAAAUUGCAUCAACUUGAACAAGCAGUUUGAAGUUGUAGUUUGCCAGUUUACGCGCGUAUCUAAGCAUUUCAAAUAUAUGUUAGCAUCUAUAACCGAAUUAUUCACCCUAUAUUCUAUGAAUGUAUCAACACAAAUUUAAUGUAUUUUCAGCUAUUUCGAUUUCUUGAAACCUCUUUUUAAACCUUUCGUGUAGCUGAAGAUACUUCUAAUAUUUUCGCUACACUUUUUAACACACACACAUAAAAAGCAACCACAUUUAAUAUUAUCUUUUAUUACACCUUACAGUAAAAAAAAAGAAUUCCCCCUCCCGAUGUCUGCUGCACUUACUUGCUUCCGCUGUGGUGAACCCGGUCACAUUUCCCGCGACUGCACGGCCGUCAACACGGAUUCGCGCACAUGCUACCACUGUGGAGAGGUCGGUCACAUCAGUCGUGAGUGCCCCAAGGAGCGGGCACAGCGUCAGCCCACGGUCAAGGCCUGUUACAACUGUGGCUCCGAACAGCACCUCUCGCGGGAGUGCCCCAACCCGCCCUCUGGCAGCGACCGCCGCACUUGUUACAACUGUGGCAAGCCUGGUCACCUCAGCCGUGACUGUCCCAAGGAGCGUAACAACAAGGCUUGUUACAACUGUGGUGAAGAAGGCCAUGUUUCGCGCGAAUGUACAAAAGAACGCAAGGAAUAG